Molecule: messenger RNA, 540 nt
Organism: Emys orbicularis (European pond turtle)
Lineage: Eukaryota; Metazoa; Chordata; Testudines; Emydidae
Gene: CYGB
Product: cytoglobin
Exons: 3
Coding region: 1-540 (179 amino acids)
Biological process (GO): oxygen transport
Molecular function (GO): heme binding; oxidoreductase activity; oxygen binding
Source: RefSeq, a predicted model, not a curated record
AUGGAGAAAGUCCAGGGAGAAAUGGAGAUUGAGAGAUGGGAAAGGAGCGAAGAGCUGUCAGAUGCCGAGAAAAAGGUGAUUCAAGAGACCUGGAGCAGAGUGUACACGAACUGCGAGGAUGUUGGGGUCUCCAUACUGAUCAGGUUUUUUGUCAAAUUCCCGUCUGCCAAGCAGUACUUCAGUCAAUUCAAGCACAUGGAGGACCCCCUGGAGAUGGAGAGGACCCCACAGCUGCGCAAGCAUGCCCGGCGGGUCAUGGGCGCUGUUAACACCGUAGUGGAGAACAUCAACGACUCCGAAAAGGUCUCAUCAGUUCUGGCCCUGGUGGGCAAGGCCCAUGCCCUCAAGCACAAAGUGGAGCCUGUCUACUUCAAGUUCUUCACCGGCGUCAUGCUGGAGGUCAUUGCCGAAGAAUAUGCCAACGACUUCACCCCAGAGGUGCAGAGAGCCUGGACCAAGGUGAAGAGCCUCAUCUACACCCACGUGACUGCCGCGUACAAGGAGGUGGGCUGGGUGCAGUAUCCAAACUCCACCAUGUGA